Rotaria sp. Silwood2 is the source of this 2037-nucleotide messenger RNA. Lineage: Eukaryota; Metazoa; Rotifera; Eurotatoria; Philodinida; Philodinidae. The record is from the annotation of a GenBank genome assembly.
AUGAAGAUAAUUAAUGUUUGCUGUUAUCAAACAAUGUUACAUUUUCUAGCUAAAAUUGUUUGUUUAUUAUUAUUUAUAUUUAUUUAUUGUGAAUUUUUGAUUUAUUAUUUUGUUUUGUUGGGUUGUUCAUGGCCACAAUUAUCUAAAAUUGAUCAAGAUUUCACUGUUAAACCACCAAAUGAUCCCAAUAAGAAACCAUUACAUGUUAUGUUUAUUGCUGAUACUCAUUUACUUGGUUCACGUGAAGGUCAUUGGUUUGAUAAAUUACGUCGCGAAUGGCAAAUGUAUCGUUCAUUUCAAUCAGCACGAUUUCUAUUUGAACCACAUAUUAUUUUUUUUCUUGGUGAUAUAACUGAUGAAGGUAAAUGGUGUUCCGAUCAUGAAUGGGAAAAAACUGUUAAUCGUUUUCAUUCAUUAUUUUCCAUUCCAACAAAUACAAAAUUGUAUGUACUUGCUGGAAAUCAUGAUAUAGGUUUUCAUUAUGAUGUAUCAGAUGGUCGUUUAGAACGUUUUGAAAAAACAUUUCAAGCUCCACAUGUACGUUUAAUAACAAUUGAUGAUGAUAAUAUUGAUUUUAUAUUAAUCAAUUCAAUGGCAUUUGAAGGUGAUCAAUGUCGAUUAUGUGCACGUGCUGAAAAACAACUUGAUGAAAUUGUUAAUCAUCUUCAUCGAUCUGAAACAUCAGCUAAACCAGUGUUAUUAUCACAUUUUCCACUAUAUCGAGUGUCUGAUGCUAAUUGUUCACUAUGGAGACAAUCUUCUUCUUCUUCUUCUUCUUCAAAAUUUGUUCCACAUAAACAACGUUAUGAUGUUUUAUCUCAAGAAGCAUCUGAAAUUUUAUUAAAAAAAAUAAAACCACGACUUGUAUUUACAGCUCAUACACAUGAUUUCUGUUAUACAAAACAUACCGAUACGAAGGGUAAAAUAAUUCCUGAAUGGACAGUUCCAUCAUUUUCUUGGCGUAAUCGUGAUGAUCCAUCAUUGAUGCUGUUAUCAAUAACAACAAAUAAUGAACGAGUAUCACAUUGUCGUUUACCACGUGAAUCUACUGUUUUUUGGUCAUAUGGUAUUGGUGCUUUUCUUUUGAUUUUUUAUAUACUAUUCGGAGGAAGAAGACCAUUUGCUCGCUCGUUUCCAAAUAUUCGUAUCAAUGCCACAUGGACACAAAAUGCUCUCACUAUUGCUGGAGGUCAAGGUGAAGGCAGUUCAUUAAAUCAACUCUCUCGUCCUUUCGGUUUGUAUGUGGAUGAUGAUCAAACUCUUUUCAUCGCAGACUGGGGUAAUGAUCGUAUUUUGGAAUGGACGUAUGGUGCAACAAGUGGUCAAGUGGUGGCCGGUGGAAACGGCCGAGGAAAUCGAACUGAUCAAUUGUGUCAUCCAACAGGUGUGAUUGUUGACAAAGACACAGACAGUCUCAUAAUUUGUGACAUGGAAAAUCGACGAGUAAUGCGCUGGUCUCGUCGAAAUGCCACAAACCAAGAAACAAUACUCGACAAUAUCGAUUGCGCUGAAGUGGUGAUGGAUGAUGAGAAAUCUCUAUAUGUGUCUGACUGUCAAAAAAAUGAAGUAAGACGAUACCAAUUGGGAGACACACAAGGAACAGUGGUGGCAGGUGGCAAUGGGAAAGGCAAUCAUCUUAAUCAACUCUAUUUUCCUACCUAUCUCUUUGUUGAUCGAGAUCAGUCAGUGUACGUGUCAGAUACAUAUAAUCAUCGCGUGAUGAAGUGGGUUAAAGGUGCGACGGAAGGGAUCGUCGUAGCUGGUGGUCGAGAAAGUGGGGCUGAUUGGACACAAUUGUCAAGUCCUAACGCAAUAGUCGUCGAUCAGUUGGAUAGAAUCUACGUGGCAGACUUAGGCAAUCAUCGAGUGGUACGUUGGGGCAAUGGAGUAAUACAAAUCGCUGGCGGAAACGAUGUUGGAACACAAGCAAACCAGUUGAACAGUCCUUCAGGUUUGUCAUUCGAUCGAUAUGGCAAUCUUUAUGUCAUUGAUCACAAUAAUCAUCGCGUUCAACGAUUUGACAUCGAACCGAAUUGA